UGUUAGUAGUCCGCUUAUGAUUACCAUUAACAUCAAAUACCAUUAAUCUUAUCUUAUACUACUAAUAAUUAACUACAUAACCUUACCUGUGUAAAACGUUUACAUGAAUAUCACUGAAUAUCUUGAGAUCGUUUCACCGAAGAUUUAAGAGAAGUGGGAGGAGUGUUUAGUGCAGGAUAUCUCAACAAAUAGAUUUGAAGAUUCAAAAUGGGGAGGAUGUACCAGAAGAUGGCUCUUUGCGGUGGUGAAGGUGGGAGUGAAUGGGACGAUGGUGUAUACGAGGGAGUAAAGAAAGUGUAUGUUGGGCAAGAUCUCUCACGUAUCACUUACAUCAAAUUCGAAUACGUGAAGGAAGGCGGCGAAGUUGUAACACGUGAAUAUGGGACAGUAACUCAAGAAGACCCUAGAGAGUUUGUGAUUGAAUAUCCGGAUGAACACAUCACAGCGGUGGAGGGAAGCCACAACAAAGUGGCUCUGAUAGCCACGGAAGUGAUCACGUCCCUUGUCUUCAAGACAUCAAAGGGUAGAACGUCUCCAACGUUUGGUCCAAACUUGUUUGGAGUUGUCAAUGGUACAAAGUUCAAGUUCGAGGACGAGGGAAAGAAGAUUGUAGGUUUCCACGGACGGUCAGAUAAAGCUGUCGACGCUCUUGGAGUUUACCUUGAACUAGACUCUCUGACCACGCCUUUCCCUAUUUACAAGCUUGAAGCCCAAGGUGGUAAAGAGGGGAGUGUUUGGGACGAUGGUUGUUUCGACGGUGUUAGGACGGUGCGUGUUGGUCAAGAUGAUUGUCGUAUCACUUAUUUGGAGUUUGAGUACGUGAAAGGUGCGAGGUUUGAGACACGACACCAUGGGGUGAAAGGAGAAACCCAAUCUGAGUUUGUGGUAAAUUUUAUGAAUGAACACAUCACAUUGGUGGAAGCAACCUAUGAUAACCCGAAGCUUUUCCGCAAUACCGUCAUUACCUCACUUAAGUUUGAAACAUCAAGGGGCAGAACAGCAAUCUUUGGGUAUGAAGUUGGUAAGAAGUUUGUGCUGGGGCAAAAUGGGGGUAGGCUUCUCGGAUUCCAUGGAAAGGAAGGUGAAGCUAUCGAUGCUCUUGGAGCUUACUUUGAAGACAUUCCCGUUCCCACUCCCCCUCCAGUGAUAGGAGAUUCAUGGGGUGAUUAUGGUAUCUACGAUGGUGUGAAGAAGAUAAAAAUAGGACUCUAUGAGGAAGGUAUAGCCUUUGUCAAGUUUGUGUACAUUAAAGGCAAUGGCCUUGUAACUGGUGAUGACCAUGGGAAGAUAACUUCACUUGGCGCUGAAGAGAUUGUGCUUGAGAAUGGUGAAUAUCUCACAGGCAUAGAAGGCUACUAUAGACCUAUACCUCGUGCACCAUUUGGAAAGACUGUGUCUAUUAAGUUCAAGACAAACAAAAGGGAGACACCUCUGUAUGGAUUGGAUUCUGGUGAGAAGUACUCGUUUGAGGAGAAAGGCCACAAGAUCACAGGGUUCCAUGGACGAGCUACCACCGAUGUCAUCUACAGUAUCGAAGCCAUUUCCAGGCCAUUCUAGCUGAUAAUCUGCUAGUCACAUCGACUAAAUUUCAGUAAGAGAUUGGUGUGUGUUUCUCUUUAUGAAUAAUAAUAUUACUUUCAAUAUACUGGUGUGUAAACUCUUUUAUAAUUUUGCUAUUCUUGUUUCUUUUGAGACCCUUCAAAUAUAGUUUACCUAUCUU
Messenger RNA from Brassica oleracea var. oleracea, 1720 nucleotides. Its product is annotated as jacalin-related lectin 22-like. The transcript is spliced from 5 exons. The record is from RefSeq and is a predicted model, not a curated record. Lineage: Eukaryota; Viridiplantae; Streptophyta; Magnoliopsida; Brassicales; Brassicaceae. Gene Ontology annotation, molecular function: carbohydrate binding. Bases 208 to 1557 code for a protein of 449 amino acids.